CUUUGUAAAGAUAUACCAGAGACACGCUACAUUAAAAUGAGAAACAAUCAAGAGAGAAACAGAAGUAAGAAUAAUGAUUUAUGAUUAGUUGCAGUGAUGGUCUCAAAUGAUUUGGAGGCCACUUACAAUUCAUAUUUUUUCCUGAAAGCAUCAGCUGUCCAAGAGCAUGAAAGGGUUAAAGUGCUGUGUCACUAUAAGACCCAGAGUUCCUACCAGCCCUGCCGUAUUACAUGGCUAAGUGUUUGAAAAGCUUGUAGUCGUGUAUUAAUGUCAUGUAAUAAACUAAAACCCUUUUCGCGUUAUUGCUAGUUAUUGUUUCCCCCCUGCUGUGUGAGUGCUAACAGUGGCUGACCGGUGUGACAGCUCAGCUCAGCUCAGCUCAGUGUGAUGGUUAGCGGUUAGCUUACACUCGGUACCAAGGAGACAACCGUACACAAAUACCUCAACAACCACGAAAACACACAAGCAACAAUUUAAUCCAGACUACCAACAAGUUAUAUAACGCGGUGAACAAGACUCGUGGAUAUUAAAGGAAGUUCCUGCAGGAGCCUAAUGCAAACAUGCCUGAUGCAAAGUCUGACAUGGAGCGAGUUGGGCUCUUUAAGGAAAUGGGCUACAUCUCCAUAGGGGACAAAUACAGACCCUUUACUUAUCGUCCGUUUAAUGAAGCUGCACAUAAAAACAAGCAGAUGUUGGUGAGUGGGCCGAAGAAGAAAUCAGCACUCCAGGCUGGCUACUUUGACACUCAGUUCAAGCGGAUCUUUGAGAACGAGGCAAUGACGGACCGUAUUAAAAUCCAAAGGCAGUACCAGAUUCAGCAGGCGAAGAAGAACUUAGCAAAGGCAUUUUUGCCCAGCAGUGGGGAAAAGAAAUCCUCAGGUAUUGGCAGUUACUAUGGAACACUCGGGGGUCCAGUUAAGGCUAUGAGUCCCUUGGAGAUUCCCAGGAAGACAUACAAAUCCCCUGGCAAGAACAUAUACACCAGUCCACCCAAGAAAGGAAGUGGAUAUAGCUUUCCAGAUGUCACACUAUCCAAAUUGGAAUUGUAUUCUUCUGAACCCUAUGACCGAGUGAGAGAGCUGCUAAAGCAUGAGGUGGCAUCUCACAAAACUCAGAUGAAAGGGGGGCCAUUUCGUUUGAACCUUCAUCCAAAGGAAUGUUUCGAUAGCAAUCCUUACAAGCUUAAUAAACCUCUGGCACUUUCAAACAUGGCAGAAGAAAAAAAGACGCACUUUGCUGUGCCUUUCAAACCAACGUCUCCUAGCAAAAUGAUUGGAGGAAUGAAAGCAGGAACAUUCGAUCCAUAUCCGUCCCAUUCCACAGACCCUUACAUCAUUAAGAAGCCGAAGUCAGAUUCAGUGAGCGCAAAUAAAGGGGUGAAAAUCUUCCACCCAUCGGCCGGCCCGAAGAGCACUCCAGUGAAGAGCAUUAUCUCUCUCAAUGUGAACAGGUUUGUGAAUGCCACCAACUACAAUCAAGUCCCCUCUGUGUUAGCAUAUUAAGUGGCGAUGUCUGGCCUGAGCCAUUUGAUGAUGCAAUUGGAAAUCUGAAGAUGAAUUCUAUCUUCCAGCAAUGUACUGAUGCAAGUAUAAUUUCAUUAAUGCCAGACGAGAAUGUUAUUGUGGUUGGAGGUGCACAAAAGUAAACCAUACCUGUCAUACA
Ictalurus punctatus (channel catfish) is the source of this 1662-nucleotide messenger RNA. RefSeq names its product chromosome 8 C4orf47 homolog (gene cfap96). The coding region runs from base 561 to 1502 and encodes 313 amino acids. Lineage: Eukaryota; Metazoa; Chordata; Actinopteri; Siluriformes; Ictaluridae. The transcript is spliced from 8 exons. The record is from RefSeq and is a predicted model, not a curated record. Gene Ontology annotation, cellular component: centrosome.